AGAGAGUAAACUCGGACAAUAACGCAACUGAUCGAUAUUUAUACUUCUUUGAAAAGUACUUCGGGGGUCACAGCAUUGUUCCUCUUUGACCGUUUCUCUAAGGUUGUGUUGAAGCCAGAAAAAAAGUUGCCAUUAUGGUGUUAAUGAUACUGCCAUUCAUUGGAUCAGUGUCGGUAUCUGAGAGUUUGGUGGCCAUGACAACGGUGUGUCUGGUCUACCUUAUUCUCAAGUUUUUCCACACUGAGAUUCCUGCGGGGCUUCGUCGGCUCCCGGGGCCAAAGCCCCUGCCUAUCAUUGGGAAUGUGCUGGAGGUGGGCAGCAAACCUUACCUGAGUCUCACUGCUAUGAGCAAGCGAUACGGCCCGGUCUUCCAGAUCCAGAUCGGCAUGCGUCCUGUGGUUGUGCUGAGUGGCAGUGAAACUGUUCGACAGGCUCUCAUCAAGCAAGGGGAGGAGUUUGCAGGCAGACCUGACCUGUACAGCUUCCGCUUCAUCAAUGAUGGCAAGAGUCUGGCCUUCAGUACAGACCAGGCCGGCGUCUGGCGUGCUCGCAGAAAGCUGGCCUACACUGCCCUGCGCUCGUUCUCCACCCUGGAGGGCACCACCCCAGAAUACUCCUGCAUUCUGGAGGAACACGUCUGCAAAGAGGGAGAGUACCUGAUCAAACAGCUCAACAGUGUCAUGAAGGCUGACGGCAGCUUCGACCCAUUUCGCUACAUUGUUGUCUCUGUGGCUAACGUGAUCUGCGGAAUGUGCUUUGGCCGACGCUACGACCACAAUGAUCAGGAGCUGCUCAGCUUGGUGAACCUCAGUAAUGAGUUUGGCCAGGUGGUGGGCAGCGGCAACCCUGCAGACUUCAUCCCUAUUCUUCAAUUCCUGCCCAGCACAACAAUGAAGAAGUUUUUCAGCCUCAAUGCCCGCUUCACCCAGUUUGUGCAAAAGAUCGUCAGCGAGCACUAUAACACCUAUGACAAGGACAACAUCCGUGACAUCACCGACUCCCUCAUUGAUCACUGUGAGGACAGGAAGCUAGAUGAGAACUCCAAUGUCCAGAUGUCAGAUGAGAAGAUUGUAGGAAUUGUCAACGACCUGUUUGGAGCUGGUUUCGACACCAUCUCCACUGCCCUGUCGUGGUCAGUAAUGUACUUGGUGGCUUACCCAGAGAUACAGGAGAGGCUUUAUCAAGAACUGAAGGAUAAAGUGGGACUGGACCGCACUCCUCUUCUCUCUGACAAACCCAACUUGCCUUUCCUCGAAGCCUUCAUCCUGGAGAUCUUUCGCCACUCUUCGUUCCUGCCCUUCACUAUCCCACACUGCACCUCAAAAGACACAUCUCUCAAUGGCUACUUCAUUCCCAAAGACACGUGUGUCUUCAUCAAUCAGUGGCAGAUCAACCAUGAUCCUGAGCUGUGGAAAGAUCCAUCUUCCUUCAACCCAGACCGCUUCCUCAGUGCUGAUGGCACAGAGCUCAACAAGCUAGAAGGGGAGAAGAUGAUGGUUUUUGGCAUGGGAAAACGGCGCUGCAUCGGCGAGGUCAUUGCACGAAAUGAAGUCUACCUCUUCCUGGCAGUCCUUAUCCAGAAGCUGCGCUUCCAUGCGAUGCCUGGAGAGCCGCUGGACAUGACGCCUGAAUACGGUCUCACAAUGAAGCACAAACGCUGCCAUCUGAGGGCCACAAUGCGAGCGAGGAAUGAGCAAUGAAGUUAUUUACCAUGUCCAAUGUAUGACUCAACGGGUGGUAUAAGGUGACUUUAGCACUGCCAGGGUCACAGUCAGAUUAAGAGUCAGUGGAAGAAGCAUCUUUCUCAGAAUGUAAGGCACUGGAUGCUGAAUUUGAUCCACAGAUCUAAUGGCAUUUAAACAAGUGAAAUUUGCUUUUUGCAGAUUGUCAGAGAUGUCUAAGUUUGUGUGAACACAUCUCUGUCAUGUUUUUGGUUCUCUAAGAGAUAUUCCUGCACAUAGCUGAUGCUUCUCAGCGAAGCAUAAAGAGAGACUUGGUUCUCCUGUUGUAUUGUCCAGUAAUCUAAACUUCUCUCAUUCAGAAGUUGUAAAACACACAGAAACUAAGUUGCCUUUUUUCAACUUUGGGACGAACAGUAUGUUUUACUGGAAAGGCAAUAUUAUUUAGGCCAUUGCAACCUAAUUUUUUUCUGUGACACAGAACAGAUAUUAUCUUAUGAUACCAUUUAUACUUCUAAGCUAAUGAUUUUUAUUCCAUUAUAAUGUGGAUGUAAGACACUGAAGAUAUAGUUGUAUCCCAAAAUGUGAUUUUGUGUUUAUAUCAAGUUAUUUUUGUUUUAUAAAGUAAUUUUUAUGUGCCUAGCGUUUGUAUAUAUUUGAGGUGAAAUAGUUUUGCUGUACUUCUAUGUGAUUUAUCAGGACACCAAAAGAGUGCCAGUGAUUUUUGGAAUAUAUUAGUAAGCUAUACAAUUUUGCAUUUCUAUCUCUAAUGUAACAAUGAUUGUAUAAAAUGUAAGGGCAUGUGAUUGGAGCACCCUUUAAUCAGCCAUACAAAAAAAUAAAAU
Xiphias gladius (swordfish) is the source of this 2524-nucleotide messenger RNA. RefSeq names its product cytochrome P450 1A1 (gene cyp1a). NCBI's taxonomy places the organism in Eukaryota, Metazoa, Chordata, Actinopteri, Istiophoriformes, Xiphiidae. Gene Ontology annotation, molecular function: iron ion binding; heme binding; steroid 17-alpha-monooxygenase activity. Gene Ontology annotation, biological process: hormone biosynthetic process; progesterone metabolic process. The transcript has 7 exons. The record is from RefSeq and is a predicted model, not a curated record. Bases 135 to 1700 code for a protein of 521 amino acids.